Leptinotarsa decemlineata (Colorado potato beetle) is the source of this 2096-nucleotide messenger RNA. Its product is annotated as serine hydrolase-like protein 2. The record is from RefSeq and is a predicted model, not a curated record. Gene Ontology annotation, molecular function: catalytic activity. Gene Ontology annotation, cellular component: membrane. NCBI's taxonomy places the organism in Eukaryota, Metazoa, Arthropoda, Insecta, Coleoptera, Chrysomelidae.
GUAAAUUUUACUCGAGUGGUCACAAUCCGGUUACAACCGAAAACUGGACUUUGCUCUUUUGACUUUCAAAUAAUUCCGUACUUUGGUAUUAUGGUUAGAUAUUGCCAAUUUGGGAUAAGUUUUAAUACUUCAGUAUCAGUAUUUUUUUGUGAUAUACUUCUCAAGUCCUAUGAGAAUAUUAUAGGGAAGAUUACCUGUGGUUUUUCUAUUUGCAAGGUCUACAGUUGACAAAGUUUUAUAUAUUAUGGAAACAUCAAAAAAGAAUGUCCAGGAGAUCAGAAUAUCAGUACCAUGGGGAUACCUAGCAGGUUUGACCUAUAUUUAUUAAGGAUUUGUGAUGGUGAUUGGAAAGAAGUUCUGGUAAAGCAUAUGGCGAAGAACAGGAUCCUCUGGUUGUAUGCACUCACGGAAUCAUGGACAAUGCUGGUUCACUUGAUCGUUUAAUAACCUACUUACCAAAUACUUUCUACUAUAUUGCAGUGGACUUACCGGGACAUGGCCAAUCAUCCCAUUUUCCUCCUCACCUGCCCAUCCAUACCCUGAACUACCUCUUGGUAUACAAAUAUAUUUCAAAGUAUUAUGGAAAGAAGUACAUUAUUCUGGGACACAGCUACGGAGGCCAGAUUGGAAUUUUGUAUGCUCAACUUUACCCCGAUUGUGUGGAGAAGGUAAUAAUGUUGGACACCGUUUCAAUUUUUCCAGUAUCAGCAAGCUAUUUCAAAGAUUACAUCAGUGGAAACUUGGAGGAUUUCGUUAAAAUGGAAGAGAAACUGUUAGGGAAACAACCUCCGAGCUAUACUGAAGAGGAAGCACUGCAUAAGUUGCAGAAUGGAAGGAACUAUGGUCCAAUUACAAGGGCGGCUGCCGUAGCGUUGUUUCCCAGAUCAGUGAAGAAAGUAGGAAAUGAUCAAUACCAGUUCACUUUGGAUCAGAGAAUUAAACAUGCUUUGAACUUGACUCGUGAUAUACGGUACAUAAUAGAAACGCUAAAGUCAAAUCCUUUACAAUGCCCAGUUCUCUUUAUUCUUGGAAAGAAAUCAACUGCUCAACAGGUGUAUCUAAGCUCUUUGAUUCAAUACUUGAAAAAACAGAAAAAUAUUAGAUUCAAAAUGGUUGAAGGAAAUCAUGACGUUCAUAACAAUAACCCCGAAAGGGUUGCUCCUCACAUUGUCAAAUUUUUACUCUGGAAGAAAGGAAAACUGUAGGUAACUUUCUCAAACUAUAUUCCAUUAAUUUCUUUACAGUAAACUAACAUGAAUAUUGUUAGAAAUGAAGUGAGGUUGAAGUCAAAUCUCAUCUAUAAUUUUCAGGAUAUCAAUCAUUAUACUUCAUUGUCUGAGAAAAUAUAUGUUAUCGACAAAGCAUAGGUUAUACAGAAAAACAAUACACACAUACAGGGUGUAUUGUACUUAACUUUUGAACGAAACAAGAUAUCAAGGUCGUGAUGCAAUACUAUUGUCUUAUAAAAAAAAACACCAAAAAUUAUACUUUUCUGUGUAAACUUUGUUCGAUCCUAGUAUCUUGUUCUGUUUAAAAGUUGAGGGGGAAUAUCCCCAUUUUGUAUAUAAAUUUAGGAAUUUAGGUAAACAAGCUGGCUUUUAUUGGGAAUCGCUAGAUCACCCAAUAUAGACCUGAUUUUUUAUUUUUCCAAAAUAUAAGGAGUUUGUUGCUAGAAAGCACUUGGAAAAUAAUGACACUUUUGAUAGUCAGAUGGCAGACUUCUAUGAUGAAGGGAUUCAAAAGCUGUUGCUACGAUUUUACAAAUUUUUAAAUGUUGAUGGUGACUAUGUAGAGAAGUGAAAAAAAAUCUCAUAUUUUAAACGAUUUUUCAUUAAAAGGUGACACUAGUACUGUCUGCAAUAGAUAUCCUUACCUAAAGAUUAACAUAUAGAAAUAAUACAAUUUUUUGUGCAAACCAAUUUAAUGCUAAAAGCACCAUUGGAUUUGAUUUGCAGGACUGCAAACCAAUUAUGUAUCAGAUUUGAUAUCUUUCAUUGAUUUAUAUUCAUAUCUUGGGCAUGAAGUUUCGUCUAAAACUUUGACGAACAUUAUCAAAGGGGUGAUCAAAUAAUCUUAAAGAUUAUUUGAUCACCCUG